GCAUUUGUUGUUGCUUCCGCAUUUAGCAUAAAUAAGGAGUUAUACUUCAACAUGGGUAGUGAAGCUCAAUACAAGAAUGCCAUGGCCUUGAAUGCAGAAGAAGGAGAGUAUUCAGAGCCAGUCAGUCCCACUGGACAGUAUUUCAACAGCUCUGCGUUGUCCAUUGGCGUUCUUGGUGUUUUGGACUCCGAAAUCCCGAUCGAUGAUUCCCCAACCAUGAAAUUGCUUGAAGAUGUCUUCCUUCCUAUUAAUCCUCGCUUCUCCUCCGUUAUGGUUCAAGAUGAAAAUGGAGCAAAGCAGUGGAAGAAGGUUGAAGUGAAGCUGGUAGAUCAUGUAAACGUCCCUGUUUUCCCCCCUGGAUUGUCACCAGAGUCUUAUGACAACUAUCUAAGCGACUAUCUGUCAAAGAUAGCAACGGAACAGCUCCCACAAAACCGACCACUAUGGAAUAUUCAUAUCGUCAAGUACACUACCAGCAAUGCGGCUGGUAGUCUGAUAUUCAAGCUUCAUCAUGCGCUUGGCGACGGCUAUUCUCUCAUGGGUGCUCUUCUUUCCUGUCUACAAAGAGCUGAGAAUCCUUCCGUUCCCUUGACAUUUCCUGCACUUAGUUCUGCCCCAAAUCUUUCCGAGAACAGUAACAGCGUAUUCAGGAGUUUGUACUCAGCCUUCAACACUAUAUCAGAUUUUGGAUGGAGCCUUUUGAAAAGCAGUUUUCUAGAAGAUGAUAGAACCAUGAUAAGAUCUGGGGAUCCCGGUGUACAGUUCAAGCCGGUUGUAAUUUCAACCAUGACAUUCUCUCUUGAUCACAUCAAACAAAUCAAGACUAAGCUUGGAGUGACAAUAAAUGAUGCAAUUACGGGAAUAAUUUUCUUUGGGACUCGAUUAUACAUGCAAGGAACGAGCAGCGAUAAGUUGAGCAAUGGAAACUCCACUGCGCUUGUGCUGCUCAACACUAGGACCAUUGGAGGGUACAAGUCAGUGAAGGAUAUGGUCAAACCUGAUGCAGACUCACCAUGGGGAAACCAAUUUGGGUUCCUGCAUGUUUCAUUACCCGAAUUAGCAAGUACUGCCGAAUCUUGCAAUCCGCUUGAAUUUAUUUGGAAAGCACAGAAACUGAUCCAGAGAAAGAGAAACUCUAAAGCUGUUUUUUUUACUGGUCAGCUUCUUGAGGGUUUGAGGAAAUAUAGAGGUCCUGAGGCAACGGCAAAAUACAUCCAUAGCACCCUAAAGAACUCCAGCAUGACAAUCUCAAACUUGAUUGGACCGGUGGAACGAAUGGCAUUGGCUGAUCAUCCAGUUAAAAGCUUGUACUUUAUGGUGGUUGGUGUGCCUCAGAGUCUUACCAUAACAAUGGUGAGUUACAUGGGAAAGCUGACAGUUGCCAUCGGAACAGAGAAAGACUUCGUAGAUCCGCAAAAGUUCAAGUCAUCUGUCGAAAAUGCUUUUCAGAUGAUGCUCAAGGCUGCACAAGCAAUUGCUUAAAGAUCAGAUAGCACGUGAAGGGCAAGCAUUCCAAAAUAUCAGUCCUUUCAAAUUUAAACAACUGGAUUUCUGACCCAUCAGUCCGUCACAUUGGAAAUGUCACUGCAAAUCUAAUUUCUAACGCCGAGCUUAUAUUUUACAAGUGGUUUCCAUAUUAAAGGAAACUUUUUUAUGUUAAUUUUUUUUCUCAUCUGUUACUAUAAAUCCAUU
This is a messenger RNA of Theobroma cacao (cacao), 1692 nucleotides long. Its product is annotated as wax ester synthase/diacylglycerol acyltransferase 4-like. Gene Ontology annotation, biological process: triglyceride biosynthetic process. Gene Ontology annotation, cellular component: plasma membrane. Lineage: Eukaryota; Viridiplantae; Streptophyta; Magnoliopsida; Malvales; Malvaceae. Gene Ontology annotation, molecular function: diacylglycerol O-acyltransferase activity. The record is from RefSeq and is a predicted model, not a curated record.